AUGCAUCUCCUCCAGACUGUGGCAGCCUCGGUCCUGCUGGGUAGCUCCCUGGUCGGAGCGACCGGCACACACCAGGCCGCGAAGCCCAUUGCGCCCAAGGUCUUCAUCGUGUCCAUGUUCGAACCCGAGGCUGAAGCCUGGUGGAACAUCCCCGAAUUCGACCUAUUGGCUCACAACAUCACUCUCCCUGGUCUGUCGCCCGUGUACCCCGACGUCCACUGUACCGAGGACUACGAGAUCUGCCAAUUGAUCACCGGCGAGUCGGAAAUCAAUGCUGCCACCACCGUCACCGCCGUUGCCUUUUCUCCCGUCUUCGACCUCACUCAGACAUACUUCUUCAUUGCUGGUAUCGCUGGUGUGAACCCCAAGAAGACUACCACUGGAUCAGUGACCUUUGCGCGGUACGCAGUGCAGGUGGCAUUGCAGUAUGAGAUUGAUAUCCGUGAGCUCGGCAGCAACUAUACCACCGGAUAUAUUCCCCAGGGCGCAUACUACCCGGACCAGUACCCCACCAGCAUCUAUGGAACGGAGGUGUUCGAGGUCAACGCUGAUCUGCGUACCAUGGCGGUUGAAUUUGCGCGCAAGGCCAAUCUUUCCGACUCGGCCACCGCUCAGGCUUACCGCAAGCACUUUGCCACCCCCAGCGGAAAAUUCAAGGCUGCUACCUUGCCCCCGAGUGUUCUUGAGUGCGAUGUCGCUACCUCGGAUGUUUACUACAGCGGAAACAUCCUUGGCUCGACUUUCGAAAACACCACCAAGAGUUGGACCAACGGCACUGGAGACUAUUGUGCUAGUGCCCAGGAGGACAACGCAACUCUUGAAGUUCUGCUCCGCUCCUCGGCCCGCAAACUCACUGACUUCUCCCGUAUCAUCGUGAUGCGCACCGCGUCUGACUUUGACCGCCCCUACCCCGGCUCGUCGGCGGUUUACAACCUACUCUAUGCCGAUCAGGGUGGCUUUACCCCCGCUAUCGAGAACCUCUACGUGGCUGGUAUCAAGGUCGUUGAGGGUAUCCUCGAUGGCUGGAACACUACCUUUGCCGCCGGAGUCGAGCCUACCAACUACAUUGGAGAUAUCUUUGGCACUCUUGGUGGUACUCCCGACUUUGGCCCCGGACGCCAGGAGGCUCUCGUGAACAGCGGUGCAUUCAAGAAGCGCAGCCUCUCGAAACGCCAGCGUCUCGCACGCCGCGGUUAA
Penicillium nucicola is the source of this 1197-nucleotide messenger RNA. RefSeq names its product purine-nucleoside phosphorylase. Lineage: Eukaryota; Fungi; Ascomycota; Eurotiomycetes; Eurotiales; Aspergillaceae. Gene Ontology annotation, biological process: transmembrane transport. Bases 1 to 1197 code for a protein of 398 amino acids. The record is from RefSeq and is a predicted model, not a curated record. Gene Ontology annotation, cellular component: endoplasmic reticulum. The transcript has 2 exons.